Cryptococcus wingfieldii CBS 7118 is the source of this 999-nucleotide messenger RNA. RefSeq lists its product as hypothetical. Bases 1 to 999 code for a protein of 332 amino acids. NCBI's taxonomy places the organism in Eukaryota, Fungi, Basidiomycota, Tremellomycetes, Tremellales, Cryptococcaceae. The record is from RefSeq and is a predicted model, not a curated record. The transcript has 2 exons.
AUGCCAACGACCCCAGUCAGACCCAACCCCCACUCGGCUACUCUAACACCUGGCAAAUACGUCCUGGAUCCUCAACAUGACACCAUGGCAACUAGUGGAACCACCAGCACAAACAACUCCAGUGACUUGUACGAAUCAUCUGGUGUGGAAUUCGAGCGGGGUGAAGAGGGUGGAUAUGGAGGUAGAUUGGAAGGUGAUUGGAGCAGUGAUGACGAGACUCCACAUGUCGAAUUUCCCUCGCCCCGACGAAUUCUCCGCAGGUACCCAAGAACGCCAAGCAACCCCUACCUCCCAUCCAACAAGAUUCCGCCCUAUAUCCCCAUCAAGCACCGUUCCCCCACCUCUUCCAUCGACCAAUCCUCCGAUGACAACUUUUCCGAGGUCGAGGAUCUGCGCAAAUCUCAAGAUACGUUGAACGACUUGCGGCAUGGACCAGAGUUCAAGGUUUUCGAGUCGUCUGAUGAGGAGAAUGGGUCGGAUUCGGGUGUACGACGGUCCGGUGGAACUCGCAGGCAUGUGAAGAGCAAGAGGAGGUAUAAUGCAAGGAGGAGUAUGGAGAAGGCGAAUCGAGGACAGGUGGUCGGGUGUGAGGAGACCGGGCUGGAAGAUACGCUCGCGACCAGGCAUCAGGUGAUGCCUGCGCUCUUGACUCCUGGCAAGUCUGCCCGAUAUCUACACGCCAAGGACGCCCUUCAGAUUAGCGAAACUCGCAAACCGAUUCUGCGCUCCGCUGGAAGCAAACGAACCCUUCGCAUGGCUGAAGACGACAGCCCUUCAACCCCCGACAAUCUCUCUCCCACUCGACCCAGCGACUAUGGUUCACAGAGGCACCCGGAUCCCUCCGCCGCACUAUCUCUCCACGUCGACAAUCCCAGCGAUUCCUCUCCCCGCAAGCGAAUCAAGGCCAAGCCUUCUGCCUCGAGCCUUGCUCAUAUGACUAGCCCUUGGCGACCUGGGCAUAGGGCUUCUGCGUCCGGACUUCGAGUGCCACCUAUUUGA